Phytophthora infestans T30-4 is the source of this 957-nucleotide messenger RNA. Its product is annotated as glutathione S-transferase, putative. The record is from RefSeq and is a predicted model, not a curated record. NCBI's taxonomy places the organism in Eukaryota, Oomycota, Peronosporomycetes, Peronosporales, Peronosporaceae. The transcript has a single exon. Gene Ontology annotation, cellular component: cytoplasm. Gene Ontology annotation, molecular function: glutathione transferase activity. Bases 1 to 957 code for a protein of 318 amino acids.
AUGGCCACCUCCAAGCCCACCCCGUACGAUUUCAAGAUCGAGCCCAAUGUCGAUGCCCAAUUUCCUGCCGAGAAGGGUCGUUACCACCUCUACGUCACCUACUCAUGUCCGUUUGCCUGCCGUGCUCUCUCGGCCCGCAAUCUGCUGGGCCUGCAGGAUGUUAUCAGCAUCUCUGUAGCGCACUCCAUUUUCCAGAAGACCAAACCUAACGACGCCAGUGAUGAGCACAAGGGCUGGACCUUCGUGGACCCCGCCAAGUCCGCCACGAUGGUCGGCGCCAAUGGCGAGACGUACCCGACGGAUGACUGCGUGCCAGACACAGUGAUCCAUGUAGCGUUUGUGCGUGAUCUGUUUGAAAAGGUUGACCCGACGCCGCGUACAUUAUCGGUGCCUGUGCUGUGGGACAAGAAGACAGGCACGAUCGUGUCGGAGGAGUCCACCGGCAUCCUACGCACUUUGGACUCGGGCUUCCGUGAACUGGUGCCGUCAAACGUGCAUCUGUAUCCGGAGGAGCUGCGAGCAGAGAUUGACGCAGUCAAUGACGGAAUUGGUGCUGAAGUCAGCACGUAUUUCUACAAGAAGUUGGCCGCCCAGACGCCCGAGGCUGUCGCUGAGAUUGCGGUCAAGAUCAAUGAGGCGCUGACCAAACUGGAUGAGCUGCUGGCCAAAACGAGAUUCUUGGUAGGCAACAGCGUGACGGAGGCAGACGUGCGUCUGUUUCACACGCUCAUCCGACUGGACUCGUGGCAGCCGAAGACGGACAAACGUCUGACGGAAUAUCACAACGUUGAGCAGUAUCUGCGUGAGCUGUACCAGAUGCCCGAACUAAAGAGCACGGUAAACUGGUACCACGUAAAACUAGGCAUCAUCAACAAGGCUCCGCACGUAGCUGCGGAGGGCCCGUUCGUGGACUACGACGCGGCGCACGACCGCACUUUAGUAAGUGCAGCGUUGUGA